This is a messenger RNA of Strongylocentrotus purpuratus (purple sea urchin), 7094 nucleotides long. RefSeq lists its product as uncharacterized. Bases 281 to 5539 code for a protein of 1752 amino acids. Gene Ontology annotation, molecular function: calcium ion binding. Gene Ontology annotation, biological process: cell-matrix adhesion. The record is from RefSeq and is a predicted model, not a curated record. The transcript is spliced from 41 exons. NCBI's taxonomy places the organism in Eukaryota, Metazoa, Echinodermata, Echinoidea, Camarodonta, Strongylocentrotidae.
AACCACGAGUGAGCCUACUGCUACCACGAGUGAGCCUACUGCAACCACGAGUGAGCCUACUGCAACCACGAGUGAGUCCACUGCAACCACGACUAGGCUUACUGCAACCACGACUGGGCCUACUGAAACCACGAGUGAGCCUACUGCAACCACGAGUGUGCCUACCGCAACCACGAGUGAGCCUACUGCAACCACGAGUGAGCCUACUGUAACUACGACUGGGCCUACUGCAACUACGAGUGAGCCUACUGCAACCACGAGUGAGCCUACUGCAACCCCAAUGCCAGGAACAACACCUGGAACAACACCUGUGACAACGCCAGCUACAACACCAUCUACAACAUUGGGAACCACACCAACCACUCCUCCACCAGAACUCUAUUUUCCAUAUAGAGAUUCUAUCCAGGAAACAUCUUUUCAGGCAGCUCCACUCGAUUUCAUGACUGUGGAAAUAGAAACUGGAAUACCUAUAGGCGAGAAUUCAUUGUACUCCUUCCUGACAGCCACAACAACAGGAAUUAUCCAUUUUUCCAAGCAACGUCCUACAAGAAUGAUGCUGACUCAAUUUACAAAUCCUUCCAGAUUCGAGUUAAGAGAUCUAUACGUAUCAGAUCCUGCUAUUGCCGUGUUUGGGGCACCUGUCGACGCUUAUAUUGGCAGCCCAAGUUUAUAUCAUGAGGUGUUCGAAAGCAGGACCCAUGCAGGAUUUUUUUCAGCCCUGAGGAACAGACUAAGAACAUUAGAGGCAAGCCCAUGGGGCGCGGAUAACAAUGACGUCAUUGAUACGCUUAGCACUGCUGUGAUGUUUACCUGGAAGGACUUUCAACCUCCCGGUUCAAUUCCUGGGGAAGAGAUGGCGACGUACCAGGCAAUAGUAUUUACUAACGGAGCAAGAACAGGCGUACUGAUGUUCUAUGAGCAAGGUAGUUUCAGCUGGAAUCCCCAAUCCAAGGCGGUUCCAGUUAGGAUUGGUUACAAUUCUAAGUAUACAUGGGUGAACCGGUUACUAGAAUCCGAUCUUAUUUCAAGCUACAAACCAGACCAGUCUAUUGGAUCACAGUCGGGGACUCAGGGAAUAUUGAUUUACAGACUCGACAACAACCCAAGCACGUUCGUUAACUCAGGUCUGUUCUGCUCUAACUGGUACACGGAAGACCAAGCCACCCUGUGGCCAUCGUUGUGGAUACGACUUUUAUUUACACCUCCAUGUCCGUGUACUGUUUGGCAGGCCGUAUCUGAUCGAAGAUAUAGUUUCUGCAAUUACCUGUUCGACCAAUCAGAGUUGUCUGUGUGGAAUAGUAUUUUGUUUGGUCGCUUGUUCCCAUACUGCCAACAAAGCCGAUGGCUGCCUUUCGGGGGUAGCUACCGAUGUACGUACUUUUUUGGGCUUCUACCUGGCUACAUAAUCGACUUAUGGUGGAGUUCUCAUUAUGAGGCGUAUACCUACGAUUAUCAACGGUGGCUUGCAAAUGAUGUGCUCCCAAGGUAUCACUGCUGCCAGGUAGCUGGUGGAGAUUUCUGUGAUUUGUACGAGGAAAGACGCCCUCCUUCGACAUGCUCACGAUAUAGACCUCCGCGAUCUGCAUGGUUCUGGGGCGACCCCCACAUCAACACAUUGGAUGGAAGAAUGUAUUCUUUCAAUGGUCUUGGGGAGUACACUAUGUUGGAGUACAACAAUAACGAUACAUUCGUUCUGCAGGCCAGGACUGGCAAAGCCUUCAACAAUAGCGAGCCUGUCGAAACAGGAACUGUUUUUACCGGUUUCGCUGCUACACAGGGCAUCACAGUGGUGGAGUUUUCCCUAAAUGACAACAGAACUGACAUGAGGAUUUUCGUUAACAGAACCGACGAGAUAACUGACUUGACUGAGUUAGAAGGAGACGGCUAUGCCUCUGCAGAUUCUUCAUUUUCAUUAACGCGUGAGAAUGGAACCACUGCGGACGAAAUCAAGGUCAAUGCUUACUUUCAAGUUGGUGACACGCCCGCUACGUCUUUCACCGUGACCUUUUCUAACGGGAUUCUGCUCGUGACCAUCGAAGCACCGCCGGAAUACGUUGAAGAUGGACCUGGCAGAGGUCUUCUAGGCAAUAUGAAUGGCGAUAGUUCAGAUGAUUUCUUGCUCCGAGAUGGCACCACUCUUGAGGAUUCGCUAGCCACAAACCUCACGGACAAGGAGAUAUUUGACUUCGGACAGUCAUGGCAAGUCAGAGAGGCCGAGUCCCUGUUCGAGUACGGCGAGAGGAACUGGACCUAUUACAACCCCGCAAACUACACACCGAUUUUCCUGAGUGAUCUUAAGGCACAAGACCCCGAGCGGACACGUGCUGCAGAGGAGGCAUGUGGUGACGAUGAAAUGUGCUUGUUUGACUACCUUGCCGUAAGCCCAGAAUUGGGAGCAAUGACUAUGGAGGCCGGGAAUACAUUUGAUGACAACCUUGCCAACCUAGAAAAUUUCCCACCGAACGUAACUAUGAUCACUGAUACCAACAAUGUUCUUCAGGAAAAAGAGAAAGUACUAUGUGUCACAGUUAACGAAACUGUUCAGCUGAUGUUUACGGCUGAAGAUCCUAAUGACGGAGAUAUGGUCAAUUUUACUUUAGCUGACUCUGUUCCAGAUGGUGCAACUAUCAGUUCUGAUGGCUCUUUCGAGUGGACACCAUCGAGUCUCAAUGUAUCAAGGAUUGAGGUCAUGGUCAGCGAUGACCGAGGUGCGCAAACAGUGGUCUCCUUUAAGGUCAAGAUCUGCGAAUGCAUGAACGAGGGCGUAUGUGACUUCCAGACCCAAGCCGUAGGCCAGAAUCUCAACGCUAAUGGAUACGCGGUUGUUACGUGCAAUUGUACCGUUGGGUGGUCAGGUGACCAUUGUGAUGUAGAAUUUGACGCCUGCGCAGGGUCUCCAUGCUACGAGGCGGUACUAUGUAUGGACAAACCCGCUGGGGUGACGCCUGAAUUUCAGUGUGGUGACUGCCCGCCAGGCCUGCAGGGUAACGGAGAAACAUGCUAUGAUGUCAACGAAUGCCAAAGCAACACAACCAACGACUGUGAUCAGACCUGCCACAACAUCCUCUAUGGAUACUACUGUUCUUGCGACGAUGGAUUUACUCUUUCUCUGGAUACACAUUCGUGUAUAGACAACGCAGGUUGUACACCUACUGCAAUGGACAACACUGGUUCUCCCAAUUGUACUUGUGACCCUGGUUACGAGUUUGAUAAUGGAACCUGUUCAGAUUUUGAUGAAUGUUCGGAAGGAGUUCAGAAUGACUGCCCUGAAGUUUCAACAUGUAUAAAUACAGAUGGGGACUACUUUUGUGACUGCAUGGAUGGAUAUAAUACAGUCAACGAAACAAAGUCAUGCGCCGAUAUCGAUGAGUGUGCAACUAGCAACCACAUGUGCAACAGAAGUUUGAAUCGUGUGUGCAUGAACACUGUGGGGAACCACACCUGCAUCUGUAAUACGAGUUAUGCCCUUGUCGACGGAUCAUGCGAAUCUGCUUACUCCUACACUCUGGAACUGAGGUUUGACUUCAUCAACGACAUAGCAAUCCAGCAUUAUACAGACACUGAACAAAACCGGAACCGACUAGCCGAACAGGUGUUUGACCAGCUUAACAGUACAUCUGUUAUAGGAGAUGGGAACCUCGCAGAUGUUAUUGUGACUAAUAAUACCGUUGUCGGUGGCAACGCUUUCGUAGAGUUCCGGAUCGACUCGUUCAACUCUGAACUGAACGCUACUUUCUUAGUGUCUGUGUUCACUGACUCCCUUCCGCCUAACCGAGUAUUUGGUUUGAAUAACCGGAUCGUUGAAGCAGACGUCAACGAGUGCUUAGUGUUUUCCGAUGCUUGCCGUAAUGGGAAUUGUAUGAACACCUACGGGAGUUUCUACUGCACGUGUAACGAAGGCUUCCUAGGAACUGGAACAGAUUCUUGCGAAGAUAUAAACGAAUGUCUGCAGGGGGCGGAUGACUGCCAGCAAAUAUGUUCGAACGAGGAGGGUGGAUACUCAUGUGCGUGCUGGGAUGGAUACGAGUUUGACGAAGGCGGGUUGAAUUGCACGGAUAUUGACGAAUGCUCCAGGAAUUCAUCGGCCUGUGGAAAUGGAAUGUGUAUGAACCUGAUCGGCUCUUUCAACUGUUCAUGUAACUCUGGAUAUGAAAUAAGCAAUGACAACAUUACUUGCAGUGAUAUUAAUGAAUGCUCUGCAAGUCCAUCUGUCUGUGAUUCUGAAAAUGGAGUGUGUACGAACUCAAUGGGCUCUUACAACUGUUCAUGUACCCCUGGAUAUGAAUUAAGCACUGAUGGUAUUACGUGCAAUGUGACAUCAGGUGCCACAACCAUGCAGCCAGAAACAACACCUAGUGCCACCUCACAGCUUGUUUCACCAAGUGCCACAUCCAUGCAGCCUGAAACAACACCUGGUGCCACCUCACAAUUUGUUCCAUCAAGUGCCACAUCCAUGCAACCUGAAACAACACCUGGUGCCACCUCACAACUUGUUCCAUCAAGUGCCACAUCCAUGCAACCUGAAACAACACCUGGUGCCACCUCACAACUUGUUCCAUCAAGUGCCACAUCCAUGCAACCUGAAACAACACCUGGUGCCACCUCACAACUUGUGUCAUCAAGUGCCAUAACCAUGCAGCCACAAGCAACACCCAGUGCAACCUCACAACCUGUGUCAUCAAGUGCCAUAACCAUGCAGCCAGAACCAACACCUAGUGCCACCUCACAACCUGUGUCAUCAAGUGCCACAACCAUGCAGCCAGAAACAACAUCCAGUGCCACCACGCAAUUUGAUGUUGGAAUUGUCCUUGAGAUCAUCUUCGAGAACACAUUCCAAAACGAUCUUGCAGACCCAUUGUCUACUGCGUUCAUGAAUUUGGCAAAUGCUCUCUGCAACCGUUUGACCGAGUAUUUCAGGAGGCUGACGAGUGACGAUAUCAGAUGCGAAGUAAUACGGUUCAGAAACGGCAGUGUAGUGGCAGAUGUUAACUUGACCUUCCCUGCUAACGACGCCUCCCAGGCACAGAACAUCAUGGAUAAUGUCGGAAGCGUUACCGCGGUGGAUAUAGGAAACAUUAUAGUCAACAAUGAAAUAUACUUCCCAACCGCCAUCAACUCAAAUGCUCCUGAGCCUACUACAAUGCAAACAGAGACAACAACAGAGCCACGAGGACUGUCUAAUGGAGCGAUUAUCGCUAUCGUGCUAGGUGUGUUAGCAGGUCUUCUUGUCAUCAUCGUCUUCACGUGUGGUUUCUUGAUACAGGCAUCGCGGAGGAACGCAGCUAAGUUUGCUGUAGGAGAGGCGUACCAUGGUCCAUACAGCAGGCAAACCCCUGCCCCUUUUUUCUACGGUGAUGAUCCAUGGGAGGAUUCGGGGAGCUAUAAUUCUCUCGAUCGCCAUGAAUUUGCAGUUAGCCGAGUGGUAGAAAGACUCACACAUGACCGUGAACGCAGACAAGAGAACAUUCAAUUCCAGACACCAUACGUCGUAGGAGGAGAUGACAAUCGCGGUGUUGAACGGAACCCUUUCUACUACUGAAGAAAAGUUUCAGACGCUGGAAUCAGGAAAUCAAUGAUUUUUUUUUCUUUUUCAGAAGACUCUUGGAAAGAUUAAGAAAUUGUUAAUUAGCUGUAUGUAGGAAUAUUCUAUGGAAAAAAUUGCCUCCUGAAACAAAUUCCAUUUAAAAUGCCUAAAUAUUCAACCUAAUUUUGACCAAAAAAAUCAAAAGUUUUGGGACUUUCAGCAAUACUGAGGCAAUCUGUUAUCAUUUUGAUGAUUCUAAAACUUAACAGAAAACACCAUUCUUAUAUGCUAACUGCAUAACAUUCUUAUAUGCUAACUGCAUAACUUUUUUUUCCAAUCGCUAUCAAACACUUUCUUUCACAAUCCAGUCACAUGACUAGAACAGAACUUUAUCUUUAAGUAGCGUAAUGUUGUUACUUGUAUCGCUCAUUUUGCAUUUGCAUUUUUUUUUAUUAAUCUGAUUAUCAAAUCAGCUUCCACUGAACGAUUUAUUCUUUCAUAUAUAUAUAUAUAUAUAUAUAUGUUACUAUAAUUAUAUGUAAGGCAAUGAAUACUUACUUUCGGGAGAGACAGGGUUUUGUCUGUUUUUUGGCUAAGAAAUUUAUAAUCAGAUGAAAACUAUGACGAUGUCUAGUUAUGUUAUUUACAUAUAAUCUGGUAGUAUGUGUAUAAUGUUAAUGUACUGGGCUUACAGUGGUAUUAGUAAUUUAAGUGCAGCUGUUUAUUUUUAAACACUUUGAAAAAAAGUAAGUAGUUACCGAGUAUUCUACAAAUGAAUGGUUCAGAAGUAUAAAGAUAAUAUUUUAGGACAACUUUAGAAAAUGCCUUCGCACAGCACCUAAGACGUAUAUAAGUCGUUGUUGUUGUUCUUUAUCUAGAAGUAGCGCUAUUUUGUUAUUUAUAACACUCAUUUUGCGUCAUUUAACUUUAGCAUUUUGGGGGUAAUCUGAUUAUCAAAUCACCUUCCACUGAAUAAUUAAUUAAUUCAUUUAUUUCAUAUAUAUAUAUUGCUAUAAUUAUGUGUAAGGCAAUGAAUAUUUGCUUUUGGGAUAGACAGGGUUUUGUCUUUUUUUAUUUAACAUAUUUAUAAUCGGAUGAAAACUAUGACGAUCGAUGUCUAGUCAUGUUAUAUAUAUUUAUAAUCUGGUAGUACAUGUAUAAUGUUAAUGCACCGGGCUUACAGAUUCAUUAGUAGUUGAAAUGCAGCUGUUUAUUUUUAAUCACUUUAAACAAAGAAAGUUGUUAUCCAGUAGUCUAUGAUUGAAUUUUUCAGGAAUAUAAAGAUAAACAUUAUACAGGACAACUUUAGAAAAUGCCUUCGCACAGAACCUAAGAAGGACGAAAGUCGUUGAUGUUAUUUUUUAUUUUUGUUUGGCAACCAGUCUUCACUAAUUAUAUUUGCCACAAAUGGUCUUUUUAAUAUAGGUUGAUGGUUUAUUUUUACCUGACUUCUAAGAAAGCAUGUGUAUGCUUGUAUUUGUGACCAAAGAGCACCAGUGCAUCGACUUCAUAUCGAACCCGGGACCUCCCGAUUACGAAUAAAGGAUUAUAUUUUGCAUCAUACUUAAAA